AUGGGGGAACUGGAAGAGGAAAUGCCUUUUCCAGCUGGAGGCAAAGUGAUAUUUUCUGGUUUUAUGAAACCUAGCGAUUCUCAUGAAGACAAGCCUAUUGAUUCUCAUGAAGACACUCCAAAUUCUCAGAAAACCGAGAAGACUCUCCCUGAGUCUGUUGUUUCAGAUUCCAGUGACGAGGGAGUUGAUAUUCCUCAUUUUUUGCAACCUCUCCUAGGUAUGGACUUCAUGCCCUUUGUACAGUCGACUGGUAGUCGCGGAACCAUAUCAAAGAAUUCCCCUGAGCCAUCACCGAAAGGAGAAGUUCUUCAACCGAAUACAUCAGCCAUCGCCGUUGUGACCGAUGAGCCUCGUGAGGAGCAGAUAGCAGAAGAGGACCUGGAUGGUUAUGCCCAGGAGUAUGCAGAAAUUGUAAAGGCAGCCAAGAGAAAGAAAAAGAAGAAGAAACUGAUUCGUCUCAUCAGAAAAAGUCUUGGAGGCAAGAGUAAAGCAUCAUCCAAAUCGGAGGAAGAAGAUGUUGAACCAUCGGAAGAAGUCAACCUCAGCAUGUCCACUUGUGAAUCGUUUAGUCUUCAAAGUUUGGAUGGCGAUUGCGAUGAUGCUAGUGUCGUAACUUCAGAAUUCCUGAACUCAAGCAACCUUGACACAAGCAUUGACUGCAGCGUUUCGUCAACCACAAGCAAGAAGAAUACUGGACGGAGCUUCUUCAAGAGAAAAGGGAAGAAAUCGAAAGCAGCUUCAACCAAUAAUGAAACUUCGAUUGCGGCCCAUACUUCUGGUCACUCGGGUGCUGAAGGUACAUUGAAGUGGCUCAAGACCCAGCAAAGUUGUAUGCAAAAUCACCAAUCUGAAAUGAACCAAGUCCAGUCUGAUAUGCUAGCUCUUCAACAAAGGAGUAACGGAAUUCAAAAGCGUAUGUUCGCUGUGACAGAUGAGAUUGCAGCCUUGCAAAGUGCUUUACAGAUGGCAGAAAUGAAGUUGCGAAACGAAUUGAACGAUUUCGAAGCCACGAAAACGGAAAUGACACGGUUGGAAAAGUCAGCCGAAAUCGCUGCCAAGGCUGUUCUAGAAUCGUUCAAAACAAUUCAAAAUGGUCCUCCUGGUGAAUUCCAAAAUAUAGAGCCUCUAACGCCUUCUCACGCUGCUGAUGCUGCCACUGCUCCAACUCCAAAGAUUGGUAACUCUGACUCCACUCGUCAAUUGGCAUCUUUUCAAGAACCUCAACUGGACUAUGAGAUCAAAGCAGAUGCAUUCAUGCGCGUACACGAUCUGAACAUCGAAAACAGCAACACAAGUGACAAUCCUGGAUUUCUUUAUGUUGACGAUAACCUGAAGCCCAUCCUAGAAAAUCUAGCAAAGCUUGGUCUGGAUAAUAUCAGAGACGAAUCGGAAAGAUUCAAGGCCACACGUGACACCAAAAAGACGCUUUCAAAGUAUGAGGAAAACGGCACUGCGACCAAUUCUGUGCAAGGAAAAGAUGUUCUUGUGUGGAUGGGAGACUGCGGCCACAAAAACCACGGAUGUAGGUGGCCAGUUGUCAAGGCAAGAGGCCUGAUCCAAACGUCGCCAAAGGAGCUGACCGAGUUCAUGUUGGAUUCUUCGCGUAUCAAGGAGUACAACGAAAUGUCACAAGGACGAGAUGACGUUGUCGUUUUUCAGCAAGAUCUACACACCUCAGCUGAGGAAAGCGCGAUUGGUCUUCCUGGGGCCAUCAAAGUUUUGAGAUCACGAAACAAGCCAAAACUUCUGCCGAAGGCCAUCGAAAUCACGUCCCUCAUGUAUGCGAAGCCUUUAGAGGAUUGCCCAGGCGCAUACAUGAUUGUAAAUAGGUCAAUAUUUGACGAUGCCGAAGGAACAUUGAUAAACGACAAGGAAAAAAUUACGAGUGAAAUGCUGCUUGGUGUGAAUCUCAUUCGCCCAGCAGAAGACGGCAAGACUGGCAAUACUGUGAGUGAAUUCAACUCAAUUACUCAUAUUUACCCGCCUGGCGUUCCUGAGUUUUUGGCCAAAAAGGUAGCGCCAGCAUCUGCAACAAACAUGAUCAAAGAUAUUCAGAAGCUUUUUGAUUAG
Cylindrotheca closterium is the source of this 2070-nucleotide messenger RNA. NCBI's taxonomy places the organism in Eukaryota, Bacillariophyta, Bacillariophyceae, Bacillariales, Bacillariaceae. The record is from the annotation of a GenBank genome assembly.